Messenger RNA from Macadamia integrifolia, 2292 nucleotides. RefSeq names its product serine/threonine-protein phosphatase 2A activator-like. The coding region runs from base 36 to 1178 and encodes 380 amino acids. Gene Ontology annotation, biological process: mitotic spindle organization. The record is from RefSeq and is a predicted model, not a curated record. NCBI's taxonomy places the organism in Eukaryota, Viridiplantae, Streptophyta, Magnoliopsida, Proteales, Proteaceae. Gene Ontology annotation, molecular function: peptidyl-prolyl cis-trans isomerase activity; protein tyrosine phosphatase activator activity. Gene Ontology annotation, cellular component: nucleus; protein phosphatase type 2A complex; cytoplasm. The transcript has 2 exons.
CUACUUGGUUCGUGAAUAGCCGCGGGUCACACGAAAUGGAACCACCACACCAAGAAGCAGAGGCACACCGGGGGAGUUUCCCGCCACCCAACGCCACCGGCCCCGGUUACAGCUGCGGCGAUGCCCCUACCAUGGCACCACCGUCAACUUGGUCGGAAAUCUCUCCGCCACCCACUUACCGUCCCAUUCGCGCUCCAGCCAUCAACCUCCCUCACAGCAACACCCAACAAGCCAUAAUCCUAGCCCCAGUCCCACAGUCCCAGAAGGCUCCCACCGUCUCACCUCCUUAUCACUUCCAAACCCCUGUCAAGAAGAUCCACACACCAGACGACAUCCGCCAUUUCCACGACUCAGGUUCCGGGAAGAACUUCCUUGGCUUCGUAGUGGCCCUCAGUGAGUCCAUCCGCGGCCACAAAAUCUCCGAUCCCUGCCACCAGUCCCAAACCCUAAACUCCAUCGUUUCCAUCCUCGAAACCAUUCUCCGCUGGGUCGACGAAAUCCCUCCGGUCGAUCAAUCCUCUCGCUACGGUAACCUCUCCUUUAGGAUUUGGCAGAGCCGCUUGGCUGACAACGCUGAUUCCUUGAUGCUUCAAUUUCUCCCGGAAGAUCUCCGCUCCGCCACCAUCGAGAUCGUCCCUUACUUUACUGAUAGUUUUGGCAAUUCUAGCCGCAUUGAUUACGGAACUGGCCAUGAGACCAACUUUGCAGCCUGGCUCUAUUGCCUCGCUAGAAUAGGGCUUCUCAAGGAAGAGGAUUAUCCGGCUAUUGUGUCUCGGAUCUUCGUCAAGUAUCUCGAGUUGAUGAGGAAGUUGCAGAAUGUUUACUGCCUCGAACCGGCUGGGUCACACGGGGUUUGGGGUCUGGAUGAUUACCAUUUCUUGCCGUUUAUAUUUGGUUCCUCGCAGUUGAUUGAUCACAAGUAUAUGAAACCCAAGUCCAUCCAUAACCAGGACAUACUUGAUAACUUCUCCAAUGAAUACUUAUAUCUCUCAUGCAUUGCGUUUGUGAAGGAGGUCAAGAAAGGCCCCUUCUCUGAGCACUCGCCAUUACUCGACGACAUCAGUGGUGUGCCCACGUGGAACAAGGUUAACAGCGGGUUGCUCAAGAUGUAUAAGGCCGAGGUGCUGGAGAAAGUUCCUAUCAUGCAGCAUUUCUUAUUUGGAUGGCUUAUCAAAUGAGAAGGGUGAAGUUGAGUUUCUGUUCAAAGAGAUCUGCAAUGCUGCAAGUAUGGGCGAUUAUUAGUGCGGGCGGAUUUUGAGAGAGAUCUGUGUUGCUAAAGGAUAGGUAGUUUAGAGGUUUAGGAUGAUUUCUUUUGGAUUAGGGUUCUUAAGAAAGCAGUGGUAUGGUAUGGAAGUGAGUUAUAAAGUAUGUGUUUGUACAGCAUCAGUUUGGUAAAUAUCCAAUGACUGAUCCUCCGAAUGAACUCGGGGAAAAGGUUAUUCCUGAUGUGAUGGGGUGAUCUCUUGUAUUCAGUGGAUGAAGUUGAUAUAUGCCAUCUUAACCUUCUGAUUUUAACUGGUGUUGGAGUUGCAGCACCAGUAAGACGAUGGAAUAUUUUGUAAAGUCAACUCCUUUUGCUAUUAGUGUUCAUUAAGGGAGAGAUAUCUUUGAAUUUUAAUAUACAUAAUGACCAUUCUUGGAGAAGUAAAAGGAUUUAUGGGACUAUAUAGGAGAGGAAUCUUAAGAGUGCCUGAAGAACUUGCUGUGCUUUUGGGUCCAUCAUCUUGGGAAGUUUCAAGUAAAUAGUGUCCACUAAUUUCUGGCAGAUUUGAUUCCGAUUGUACAUGGUUGUUUUAGGGGGUUUUGAGUGCUUGUACAUGGGCCUUUCUUGUGAUGUUGCAAUGUAUAUUUAUUUAUUUCGAAGAAAAAUGCGCAGGUUCUGCUCAAACCAGGAUGUGGAUGUAUUCUGGAUGGUUGAGUACUUCUGUGACAUAAGUUCAUUAUAUAGAGAAUUAUCACAUGACUGGAUAAUGCCUUGUUUCUGAUGUAAAUGUAGGUUCCAUGGUCAACUAGGGAUUCUUUUCAAAUUUAGAAAACUAACAAUUUCUUUUCUGGAAUUUUCACAGGGACUAGCUGGGUGAAUAAGUUUGGGUGGACAUUUGCUGCAUAAAGAAGUUCAGGAUUUACCCCGGGUUAAAAUGAAAUAAAAAUUUUGAGGUGGGAUAAUUGUCGAAGUGAAAAUGUAAAAUUUUGGUCAUACAUAUCCGUGGAUCACCUUUUUUAUAGUAUUGUAAUACCAAUCUGAUGUUUACAUCCAUUUUCACAUUAUUUCAUUGUUUGUUUUUCGGUUGA